CCCGGCAAACUAUAGUGGAGCAGCAAAGCUUUUUUUGUUGCACUGGAUGCGGAAUGGGGUUGUUUCUGCUCCUCUGGCCAGCAAGCUGAAAAAUUCAAAGCUGGGAGCCAUGGCCUGAUUGCUGUCUAACUUAGUCAAAUCCCCAAAGUCUGGAGGGACUCAAAGAAGAGAGACAACCAGCAGCAUUGACCUUGAUCAAAGGCAAGGCAAUGUCAUCGCUGGUGAAGGAGGAUCUUAACAAGAAACUGUUCAAAUCCAUCGGGCAGAACUUGUACGAGUUCAUUGAAGUUGAGUGCUCAGGCAAGGACCGCUUCUACCUUUGUGCUUCAGUGACCAAAAGAGAAGAAGUUCAAAUAUCUAUGGUGAAACAUUUUAGAGUAGGCCUUGAUGAGAAGUAUGAAAUCUCUGAAAAAUGGUUUCUCAAUGACCUGGAGAUGAUUGAUGGAAAAGAAGCAGAUACUGAUAAUCCAUGGUUUGAUAUGCAUUUCAAGAAAGUCUAUAGUUGGGAAGCUUACAGCUGUGCCUCUAAGUAUGCGUUUGCCCGAACAUUAAAUAAACUGAAUGAGAUGUACCUCCAAAAGGACCUGAAGAUUGUGAACUUUGAUUAUACCUACAUCAAUGAUGACUCAUUCUGGUCUUCCAACAAUGGAGACUGUCUGGUUCUUAUGAGGAUCUGCUUCUAUGCGUCUAACCUUCUUUGUCUGUCUCUGUGCCCUCUGCCAAUAGGGUGAGAAGCUAUCAUUCUUGCCUCAUUUUGGACAGGAGUACUGUACUGUAUCAGCAGUUGUAGUUUUCACUAUCAUUAACAUGGUUUAAGCAUUUACUUCAAAAAGACAGGCACUACAAUAUAUGUGUGUUUAAAUAUGAAUUCCUACCUAGCUAUUUUAAUCACAUUGUCAGAUGUUAUGUACCCUACAA
Sphaerodactylus townsendi is the source of this 918-nucleotide messenger RNA. It is a transcript of the gene EXOC1L, whose product is annotated as exocyst complex component 1 like. The coding region runs from base 210 to 731 and encodes 173 amino acids. The transcript has 3 exons. The record is from RefSeq and is a predicted model, not a curated record. NCBI's taxonomy places the organism in Eukaryota, Metazoa, Chordata, Lepidosauria, Squamata, Sphaerodactylidae.